This is a messenger RNA of Euleptes europaea (tarantolino), 1021 nucleotides long. It is a transcript of the gene CHODL, whose product is annotated as chondrolectin. The transcript is spliced from 7 exons. NCBI's taxonomy places the organism in Eukaryota, Metazoa, Chordata, Lepidosauria, Squamata, Sphaerodactylidae. The coding region runs from base 1 to 885 and encodes 294 amino acids. The record is from RefSeq and is a predicted model, not a curated record. Gene Ontology annotation, biological process: positive regulation of axonogenesis. Gene Ontology annotation, cellular component: cytoplasm.
AUGCUGCCUUUGCCCCGGAGGAGGUCCCUGCCGCUGCUGCUGGGCGCCUGGGUGCUGUGGGCGCAGCACGGCCUCGCCCUGCGGGUCUUCAGCGGUCAGAAGGUAUGCUACGGUGAUUCAACACAUCCAUGUUACAAGAUAGCUUAUUUCCACGAUGUGUCCAGACGUGUGGGUUUCCAAGAGGCCCGCCAUGCCUGUGAAAUUGAUGGUGGCGUACUCCUAAGCCUACAAAGUGAAACAGAACAGACACUAAUAGAAAAUAUGUUGCAGAACCUAACAAAGUCAGGCUAUGGAAUUUCUGAUGGUGACUUCUGGAUUGGCCUGUGGAGGAGCGGAGAGGGCCAAGCGACAUCAAAUGCUUGCCCAGAUCUUUACAAAUGGGCAGAUGGAAGCACUUCACUUUUCAGAAAUUGGUAUACAGAUGAACCUUCCUGUGGGAGUGAAGCAUGUGUUGUGAUGUAUCAUCAGCCAACUGCUAAUCCUGGUUUAGGAGGGCCUUAUCUUUACCAAUGGAAUGAUGACAGAUGCAACAUGAAGCACAAUUUUAUCUGCAAGUAUGCUCCAGAUGACAUCCUUGAAAAAGAAUUAGGAGAUAGAGCAGAUCCAGAUUAUGAAGUCCAAACAACAGUGCCAGCAGGGAGGCCUCAUGAUUCAAGCAACCCAGAAGAUAAUUUUCCUGUGGUCGUUACUGAAACUGGUUUAAUUCCCAAUCUAAUUUAUGUUGUUAUACCAACUAUACCACUGCUCUUGUUGAUAUUAGUGGCUUUUGGGACUUGCUGUUUCCAGAUGCUGCAUAAAAGUAAAGGAAGAACAAAAACUAGUCCGGACCAGUCUACACUAUGGAUUUCAAAGAACCCAAGGAAAGAUAAUAGCAUGGAGGUAUAAAGAUAUGACUGAAAAGAAAGGAGGAAUAACAUUUUUUUUACAUGCAGGGUCUCUUAUAUUGUCAUGUCAGAUAUUUGCUUGGAAUGGCUUGAAAUUGCAAAGGAUCAGCAACAUGAACUGGAAGCUCCCCCUUGAG